Messenger RNA from Paramuricea clavata, 865 nucleotides. NCBI's taxonomy places the organism in Eukaryota, Metazoa, Cnidaria, Anthozoa, Malacalcyonacea, Plexauridae. The record is from the annotation of a GenBank genome assembly.
UUAACUAAAAAUGAAAGAAACGUUGGACAGCCAUGGAAGCCACAGGAAUUUCCUGCCAAAAGCAAAAGUGCUGAAAACAAGGAGAGCCAAGAUCCAUUGGUGGAAAAGGACCCUAUUUUUGGGGCUGUACAAGAACAACCAAAUGGAGAUGUGGUCUUACCUGCAGGGAUGCUUGAAACAAUUGAAAAGAGUUUCAAAAAACUAUCUGAAAGUACGUACUGAAGACUAAGUUAACAAGUAUUUUUGUAAAAAGCACAUGUGUAAAAUUUCUCCAGUAUGCAUUCUUUUAAUACAAUCAAAAUAGUUUAGCCCUUAACAUGUAUUACAUGGGUUUACUCGUGUCUAAUGACACUACAGUUAAAUAUUCAUGUACAUAAUUAUUAAAUGGUUUAAUAUUUUAUCAAUAAUAGUCUUUCCCAUGAUCACAUAUCUUUUUUACUUAUAUACAGGAUGCAACUUGAAAAAGGAAGUACAUUUAUUGAAAGCCAGCAUGUACAGUAACUUCAUUGUGAAGAAGGAAAAGCCCAUCUAUGACCCAACCAAAUUUAAAGCCUUUUGCAAGUCUGUUGGUUCCACCUAUAAUUUUUACCACAUUAUGGCUGCUGUAACUGACAAAAGGCAUUCUCCCAAUAAAAUUUUGCUGAACGAACUAAGAACGGCAACAAUAAUAUAUAAAAUGUGCUAUUCACUAAGUCAGCAGUGUAAUGCUAUGCAAAUUGACCAGUCAUUGUACCUUGAUUCUAGUAACAUAAACAAAGAAGGGAUUGAAACACAGCAUCAACUUGGGGACACAUGUAGCAUAAAAACAACAGAUCGAGUAAUGACUGUUUUAGCAGAACAACACUAUAUGUGCAACAAAAAAUGA